Anoplophora glabripennis (Asian longhorned beetle) is the source of this 1231-nucleotide messenger RNA. Its product is annotated as retinaldehyde-binding protein 1-like. The record is from RefSeq and is a predicted model, not a curated record. Gene Ontology annotation, molecular function: phosphatidylinositol bisphosphate binding. The coding region runs from base 320 to 1186 and encodes 288 amino acids. Gene Ontology annotation, cellular component: membrane. NCBI's taxonomy places the organism in Eukaryota, Metazoa, Arthropoda, Insecta, Coleoptera, Cerambycidae. The transcript has 5 exons.
AAGUUACUUGCAAUUGCAAUGUACAAAAAUUCGUUCGAUCGAUUCGAUCUCUAAAUCGCAGGCAGAGACGAAUUAAAAACCCCAAUAUUGACUGAGUGAUUAAAAAUGUGGGUUUGGUUUGUUGCUUUAUAGUCAAAGUGAUUGUGUUAUUGAAUAAAGAAAAAGUUCCUGUACGAGCUCGUUAAAAUUCAAACAAAUUACGCCGACAUUUAUGCAUCGCGAUCAAUCGCCAACAAAGUAGUGAAUGUCGUGAGGCGAACUAAGGUUUACAGUGAAAGGACGAGGUUAUUGUUGUUUUUUUCCCUAGCGGAAGUUUGCAAUGGUUAAGAAAGGUAAAACCAUGUCGGUGAUUCCCCAACACGCCUUCAAAGCGGAAGACAUAAUAAAAAGCGGCCGCACGACCAGGUCCAACGUAGACGACAUAAAAAAAUGGCUGAAAUUCAAACCAUACAUUCCAGAACUGUCCGACGAACAAAUCGUCCUUUUCCUGAUAGCCUGCCAAAACAACAUAGAGGUGACUCAGUACACCAUCGAAUGCUACUUUAACUACAAAUUCUCCUAUCCUGAGAUGUUCAGUAACAGGGACGUGGACAGUGAACAGAUGCAGCAUACUUAUCGAGUGACAAAAUUUGCGAUUUCUCCGAAGCGGACCAAGAAUAACUACGUGGUAGGCUUCGCUAUGUUAAGAGACACGUACUAUUAUAAUUACAAUUUGGAGCAACAGUCGAAAGUUUUGUUCUCGUUGGUGGACGUAGCGCUGCAUUCAGGGCCACCAGACGGGUUGGUCUUCAUCAUAAAUAUGAAGGGGGUUGGCUUAAUGCACGUAACUCGGAUGAAGAUAGGAGCUGUAAGAAAGUUUCUAUGUUACUUACAAGAAGCUUUUCCUAUUCAACUGAGGCAAGUUCACAUACUCAAUGCUUCCUACGUGUUCGAGAAAAUUUUAACUAUUUUGAAACCGUUCAUGAAAAAGGAGCUAUUCGAUAUGAUCAUUCCUCAUUCACCUGCCAUGCCUAUGGAGGAUUUUUUCGAAAAAUAUGUCCCCGCGAGCUGUAUGCCCUCAGAUUUAGGUGGUGAACUACCCACUUUGGACCAAUUGAGUGAAGACACACAAAACGAAUGCAGAAAACUGAAAACAUUCCUUGAAAUGGAAGAAAAACAAGUCCAAUUGUACAAAAAAGAGAAGUAGUGUUAAGUACAAUCGUUGUUAACUUAUUGUUUAAUAAAAAAUGCA